Molecule: messenger RNA, 909 nt
Organism: Coniosporium apollinis CBS 100218
Lineage: Eukaryota; Fungi; Ascomycota; Dothideomycetes
Exons: 1
Coding region: 1-909 (302 amino acids)
Molecular function (GO): hydrolase activity
Source: RefSeq, a predicted model, not a curated record
AUGACAUCUCCUAGUGGUCGCUGGAAACAGUGCGUCGCCUUGCUAGACUCACAACUCCGACUCCACUAUCUUGACUGCCCCCCACCAUCAAACACCUACAAAGGCACUAUUCUCCUUGUUCAUGGCUUCCCCCAGACAUCGUAUCAAUUCCGGCAUGUCAUCAUCCCGCUCGCCGAUGCUGGCUAUCGCGUUCUCGCACCUGACUAUCGAGGCGCAGGCCGAUCUUCCAAACCAGCAAGCGGCUUCACCAAGACAGUCAUGGCCGCUGACCUGCUAAAGCUCAUACGCAUACAUCUCAACAUUCGCGAGCCAGUCCACCUGGUCGGCCACGAUAUCGGCGGCCUCAUCGCAUAUGCCUACGCCUCACGCUACUCCGAGCAUGUCGCCAGCGUUGCUUGGGGCGAAUGCCCGCUACCUGGCACAUCCGCGUACGAAGCGAGCAAGGACUCACUGUGGCAUUUCUCGUUCCAGAGCGUGCCUGAUCUGCCAGAAGCGCUGGUCGCUGGGCAUGAACGAAUCUACCUCCAGCACUUCUUCGAUACAGAGUCAUACAACAGUACCGCAACCUCUUUGCAGGAUCUAGAACACUAUACGUCAAUGUACUCGCAACCUGGGGCGAUGAGAUGCGCGUUUGGCAUAUACAGGGCAUUUGAGAGAGACGCGGAAGAGAACAAGGUCUGGGUUGAAGAGAAGGGGAGAUGUCGAGUUCCGACGCUGGCGUUGAAUGGUGCCAUGAGUCCGAUCGCGGAGAUGGCCGAGAGGUCGGUGGCGGAGGUUCAUGAGAAUGUUCAGAUAACGCGCGUGAAGGAGUCGGGCCAUAAUGUGGCAGAGGAGAAUCCGGAGGACUACGUGAAGAACGUCCUUGCUUUUAUAGAGAAGCACUCAUCUACACAAGGAACAACGCCCUAG